AUGCUGUUAAACAAAAUAAAUAAAUAUCUAUCUAUCUAUCUAUCUAUCUAUCUAUCUAUCUAUCUAUCUAUCUACAGGGCUUUUCUUUCUCUCUUUACUUUGUUCAUUUACUACUACUUUUACUCUCUUUUUCUUUCUUUUCACACUUAUUAUUCUUAUUAUGUGCCUUCUUUUCUCAGUUUAUGUUACUUUCACUUUUUCUUUUUUGCCUCUCAAUCUUUCUUACUUAAAUUUCUUACUUUCUCUCUCUUUCUCCCUUUCAUUCAUUGUUUCUCACUUUCUUUCCUUACACACUCAUUCUUAUUAGGUUUCCUUCGUUUCUCUGUUUAUAUCACUUUCAAUUUAUCACCUCUCAAUCUUUCUUAUUUAAACUUCUUACUUUGUCUCUCUUUCUUUAUUUCCUUCUUUCUUUCACAUCCACACCUUCAUACACACUUAUUCUUAUUACAUACCUUCUUUUCUUUAUUUCUUACUUUGUCUCUCUCUCUUUCUUUCGUUCUUUUUCUUUCUUUCCUUCUCUUUUUUCACCCCACACAUUCAUACACAUUUAUUCUUAUUACUUGCCUUAUUUUGUUGUUUAUAUCACUUGCUUUCAUUUUUGGCUUCGAAUCUUUCUUACUUAGACUUCUUACUUUAUCUCUCUCUCUCUGUCUUUCUCUUAUUGCUUUCCUAGUCUCUAUACCUGUGUUGUCUGUCUCUAUCUUAGUCUGUCACUUGUCUUUUUUCUGUUUUUCUCUCUUUCUUUCUUUACCAACUCUCUCUGCCCUUCAUAGAUAUCUUUCUCUUUUUCUCCCUCUCCCCCCCCACCACAGAGCUAUUUCAUUUUUCUCUUAUUUCUGUAAGCAUGUUUUUUCUCUCUACCCUUCAGCACCACCUUUACCCAGACUUCAGACUGUGUUCUGA
Acanthosepion pharaonis is the source of this 903-nucleotide messenger RNA. The record is from the annotation of a GenBank genome assembly. NCBI's taxonomy places the organism in Eukaryota, Metazoa, Mollusca, Cephalopoda, Sepiida, Sepiidae.